This is a messenger RNA of Dromaius novaehollandiae (emu), 3549 nucleotides long. It is a transcript of the gene TTPA, whose product is annotated as alpha tocopherol transfer protein. Bases 73 to 903 code for a protein of 276 amino acids. Gene Ontology annotation, cellular component: late endosome; membrane. The record is from RefSeq and is a predicted model, not a curated record. The transcript is spliced from 5 exons. Lineage: Eukaryota; Metazoa; Chordata; Aves; Casuariiformes; Dromaiidae. Gene Ontology annotation, molecular function: vitamin E binding; phosphatidylinositol bisphosphate binding; lipid transfer activity. Gene Ontology annotation, biological process: vitamin transport; vitamin E metabolic process.
GCGGCGGCUCCCGGGCCGGGCUCCGCCGGCGCUGGGCUCCCGCGGGCGGGGGAGCCGAGCGGCGGCCGCGGCAUGUUGCAGGCGGGGACGGGCGGCGGGCUCCCCGGCGAGCUGCCCGAGCACUCUCCGCGGGGGCGCAGCGCCCUGGCCGAGCUGCGGCGCCGGGCGCAGGCGGAGCCCGGGCAGCGCUGGCCGCAGCCCCUCAGCGACUCCUUCCUGCUGCGGUUCCUGCGAGCCCGGGAUUUCGAGCUGGAGCUGGCCUGGAGGUUAUUGAAGAAUUAUCAGAAGUGGAGAAUUGAAUGCCCAGAAAUAAGUGCAGAUUUACGACCAUCUUCCAUUCUUGGUCUUUUGCGGGCUGGCUACCAUGGAGUCCUGAGAUCAAGGGAACCACGUGGAAGCAAAGUUAUAAUAUACAGAAUUGGACAAUGGGAUCCCAAGUUGUUUACAGCAUAUGAUGUGUUUCGGGUAAGUCUUAUCACAUCUGAACUCAUUGUAAAGGAGAUCGAGACUCAGCGAAAUGGAGUCAAGGUUAUCUUUGAUCUGGAAGGGUGGCGAUUUGCUCAUGCAUUUCAAAUCAGUCCAUCAGUGGCCAAGAAAAUUGCUGCUGUGCUCACAGAUUCCUUUCCACUGAAAGUUCGAGGUAUCCACUUGAUUAAUGAGCCUUUAUUCUUCCACCCAGUCUUCACUCUAAUUAAGCCUUUUCUCACUGAAAAAAUAAAAGAACGGGUGUAUAUGCAUGGAAAUAAUUACAUGCAGAGUCUGACUGAACACUUCCCAGUCAGCAUUCUUCCACAGGAAUAUGGUGGGGAGGAAGUCUCCAUUGAGGUACUUGCUGAAGAAUGGACUAACUUCAUAAUGUCAUCUGCAGAUUAUCUUCAGAGUAUUUCUCUGGUUGCCCAGUAAUAACUGUACUACAAUAUUAUAGCAAUUCUUGAUGACUGGAAGUGGAGCAAAGUUUAAUCUGAAAUCUUUCACAUGAACUUGAAAUUAUUGUAAAUAAAACCAGUAUGUCUUUGCAGGAUACAGAAUAUCAUCUUGACUGCACUUUUAUACUAACUGGAGUAUAUAAGUAUGUACAUCGGAAGGGAUUAAUGGAUUCUGUAUGUUUGCAAUACUGUUUGUGAUUGAUUAUUUUUUGUGCCAAAAAGCUGAAUAGUCCUAUGUGCUGGCUAUCAGAUUGAUGUUGCUCCUGUUAAGUCUUUGGACACCACUAACCUGUAAUAAUGCAAUACAGAACCUUAUGCUUAUCUCUUGUAUCUUGGCUUGUCAAGAUGAUAGGAUACAAAGCCAAAUGAUUUAAGAGAAGUGCAGAAUGUGAAUAGGGUAGAUUAGUUUGUUGUGGAAGUAUUGUUGCAGGUGUAAUUGCACAAGGAGUGAAAAGCAGCUGCUUUUUGGACUAAUUCUCAGGGAAAUGGCUGUUCUGUUAGUUUGCACUGCUGAGAUUGCACAGUCAAAUUGAAGAUUAGUCAGCAACAGUGAAACAUUUCUGUCAUCUUUGUGCUGCUUAGCACAAAAAGGGAAGCUGCAUUAAUUAACACAAUCUGCCAAUUUUAUAGAGGAUAAUAGGGAAAACACGAUGUACACAUUCUUUAAAAGACAGUGUGAAUCAGGAGGAACACAACUUUGAAAUUUCUGACUUUGUUUCUUCAAAGAGACGCUCUCUAUGGAAAAGCUAUAAGCAACUCAGAUUAUGAACAUCUUUAAUUCCUACUGUGAAACACUAUAGAGGUGAGGUCAAGAGAGCUGUUUGCAGUAUCAGUUUGUCUGUUUUGGAGGGUAAAGUAGAUUAUCCUUUAUGGACCUGAACUUUAGAAAUGGGUUGUGUGAUUUAAUGAUGCUUCGUAGGUCACUUCGGACCACCCAGGAGAUGCUGAGUAUCUCCAUUUUAUUUUCGGAAAGGUAACUGGCAACUUGCUAACGUAUAUCUUCUGUUGGGCACUGGAAGAAUUGUUUUUUAUUUUCGGUAGAGCCAUCUUUUCUUUUUCUGUAAGGGUGAUGGAGAAAAAAUCUGUCUAUACUUAUUAAAAACAGAUUUUUUUUCCCAAAGGGCACAAUUCAGAUACAAACACAGUAUGUGUAAAAGCUGCCAUUCACAUUACAUAGCAAUAUCAUCUUACAUUCCCCAAGAUUUAAUAAUCUAAAAGGUUAAUUUACUUUCCACUCUGCUUUCUGCUAAGAUUUGUUAGUACACCAAAUUCUAGAGUUCAUUUAUCCCCUAAUUCAUCUUGGUUUGGUAACAAGUCAGGGGUCUUGAAUUUAUAAACUUGUUAUAAAUUUAAAUAAUACUUAAUUACUUAUUUAAAUUAAUAUUAAUUUAAGUAUUAUAAAUUGGAGUAUUCCAUAUCAAUCUUCAGCAAAUGUUUCUCAGAUAGACAGAAAUGCUUAUAUCAGUUAUUUUGGUACCCUUAGUAGAUCUGAAUAUAAUAUUAAUUAAUGUUUAGGGGAGAGAAAUAAGAAAUGAGAUUAUCUUAUUAAAUCAGAAAUAUCAUAUUUUAGAUUAUCAUUGAUAUUGCAUUAUUGCAAUAGACAUUUGAAGCUAUUCUUUAUUAGCAGGAGGAACACCUAUGAAAGGCACAUACAGUACUUGGUGUAGUUUCCUCUGCAGUAAUAAUGUCAAUGCCAAACACAAAAUUCAUUCAAAAAUUUCAAAACUGACAAAUAUAUAUUUUUUUCAAUUCCCUCACCUUUAGUACAUUUUCUUUCUGCUCUUUCAGGAUAUCUGUGAUACAGAGCCUAAAUUUAAAGAAACAAUUUUCAGAUGCAUUUUCAUAUAGUCUUAUAUUUCAUAUCAUCAUCUUUUCCCUAAGUGAACCAAUGAUAUGAUAAAAACUCCUUAAGUAGAUAAGUUCAGGAUUGUUUAUUCUUCUUUAUAAAAAAACCAGACUAAGUAUUCAGGCAUCUGUCAGUUCUGCAAGUGUAUAACUGAAGUUUUAAAUUAUUUAAAACUGGAGAACUGGAAGACAGUGUCUUAAUUUUAUGCUCCUUCAGUUUUAAUCCGUGAAUAUGUGCCACAUAAAAGGAAUGAAACAUGUUUCAAUUAACAGGAAAAUUCAAACUUUUCUUACAGAACAAGAGUCUUAAUUGUAGCUGUUUUACCUAGAAGACACAAAAUACAAACUACUUCAGUUAGGCUACUUCAGUUAGAGCACUUAGUGCAAUUAUUUUUUUUUCAUGAACUCUUAAUUAGCUUUUAAUGUUUACACAUUAAUGUAGAAAUUAGGAGUGCUGUAUAUAAGGACCAACUUGAGUUGCUGCUAAUAAUAAUGACAUAAGAUAAUCAGGAUAUUUUGCAUAAUGAGUAGAAGAGGUAUUAGUAUGAUGGGUGGAGAUAUGUUAGCUUUGAACUGUAAGGUAAACAAACAGAACAAAAAUCUGCAAGUGCGUUAUUCUUCUGUAAUAAAACCAGGAGUGCCUUUAAAAAAGAAACUUGCUGUUAAAUGCUGAUGCAAAUAUAAUUUACUAUUGACUAUAAGCACACUGUAAUGCACUAUGUUUUAUAAUUUUGUACAUAUUAACAUCAUUAUUAUAAAUAAACCUUUUGUAGAUGAA